ACUAUUUCUAAUAAUAUGAUCAAAAUAUUAUCCUUUAUUAAAACAAGUGGUCAGUGGCUCUUAAAAAAGAUUCAUGAACUGAACUGAGUGUGUCAGACUCCAGACGUUCAGACAUUCAGAGGCUCUCCAGGAACAACAUCACAUCAAAUUUAGAGACAUUUUUGCCCCAAACCUCUAUUUAUUUCAGAUGCUGGGUUGUGUCCGUCAAGAUCCAAAAGAAAUGAAAUGAAAGACUAAUUCUGUUUUGAGAAAGAAAAAGUUCUGAAACUUAAAAGAAUUACUGUCUGUGUGGGAGGAGCUACUGGACGAGUUUAACUGCUGGAUUUCUCUAAAAAUCUUCAUUACACACUGGCAGAACAAUCGACAUUUUCAAGAGUGCAGGACUUGAUUAUUGUAACAUUUCUAAAACUGUUAAAAAAUGUUUGAUACAUUCAUUUUCUUCUGGUUGUUCUCCUGGAGUCUGACUGGUGUGUUUGUUGCUGAUGCAGUGAAGUCAGAGUCAGUGACUGAGGGAGAAUCAGUCUCUCUGAACUCUAGUCUCACUCAAAUACAGACACAUGAAGAGAUCGAGUGGAAGUUUGGUGACAUUCUCAUAGCUAAAGUGAAGAACAACAAGAGCGUGUUUUAUGAUAUUGAUGAUGAGAGAUUCAGAGACAGACUGAAACUGGAUCAGACUGGAUCUCUGACCAUCAUCAACAGCAGAACCACAGACUCUGGACUUUAUACAGUCUCCAGCAGCAGCAGAGACACGAUCAACACGAUCAAUCUCACUGUCUAUGCUCGUCUGCCUGUUCCUGACAUCAGCAGAGACUCUUCACAAUGUUCUUCAUCAUCAUCAUCAUCAUCAUCAUCAUGUUCAUUGGUGUGUUCAGCUGUGAAUGUGAGUCAUGUGACUCUCUCCUGGUUCAAAGGAAACAGUUCAUUGUCCAGCAUCAGUGUGUCUGAUCUCAGCAUCAGUCUCUCUCUACCUCUGGAGGUGGAAUAUGAGGAUCAAAACACCUACAGCUGUGUGCUGAACAAUCCCAUCAGAAACCAGACUCAACACCUCAACAACACUCAACUCUGUCACACAUGUGCAGAGAGUAUCCACUGUUGUGGCUUUACUGAAGCUGUGAUCCGAUUGGCUCUCUCUGCUGUGGUGGGUGUGGCUACUGUGGUUGUUCUGGUUUAUGACAUCAGAUCCAGAAGUCUUCAACAGAAGAAGAGCGUCCAGAAAUAACCAUCAAACUCUGAUUAAUCUCUCAGGAAGAUGGAGAUGAUCCAGAAUGACUGGAGAGAUUAAAGUAUAUUACAAGAAACCUUUUGAGUAAAUAGCAUUCAUGAACAGACAGAUAGAUAGAUAGAUAGAUAGAUAGAUAUCACACCUGAUUUAACUCAUUGGCUCAUUAGUAGAGACUGCAAGACCUGAAGUGUCAAAUUAGGGAGACAUACACAAUGUGCAGGGCUGGUGCUAGCUACUCCAGGACAACCACUGAUUUAAGUCAAAUGUUAAUUCAUUUUAUAAAAUCUUAACGGUCCUUUAAAAAAAUUAAAAUACACUAUACAUUUUAGAACAGGAUAACGUACAACAUCAUCCUGAAAACAUCCAAAGAAGUAUCAGUCACUGGUAAUACAUGUAACAUAGAUUAAAAAAUUUCAUCUGAAUACACAAUUAUGUUUAAAUGAUCUUAAGAAAAGGAGGAUGUCUUGUGUUUCCAGACCUGUAGUUACAACAUCUACCAGCAAUAGGAUUUACUGAAAAUACAUAGAGGCCUACUGUGAAAAUCCUCAAAAUUUUAAAAGUUCAGUCACUAGUAGGCGCUACAUCAGGGUCUGUAUGAGAGACUCACUGUCUGAGAGAGUCAUUGUUUCAUCAGAAUUCAAUCGUCUCCUCAGUUCCAAAUUUUUGGCAAAACAACACAAGCACAGAUGAUGGUUUAGACCCUGUAGCACUCAUUAUAUUUCAUAGUUCUAUAAUCUUCAAAAAUGUUUAAAAGAAGCAAAUUUAAAUGUAUUUGUUCAGUAUUAAAAACAAAAUUUCCCAUGCA
Messenger RNA from Ctenopharyngodon idella (grass carp), 2027 nucleotides. RefSeq names its product SLAM family member 5-like. The transcript is spliced from 4 exons. The record is from RefSeq and is a predicted model, not a curated record. NCBI's taxonomy places the organism in Eukaryota, Metazoa, Chordata, Actinopteri, Cypriniformes, Xenocyprididae. Bases 419 to 1219 code for a protein of 266 amino acids.